AUGUCUCUGCCUCCGGUCCCCCAGACGCAGGGUCUCUCUUGUACGACGUUCAAGGUCCCUCCUGUCGAUGGGUCCCUAGUGAUCCCCCAGAUCUACGACUGGCACCAAAAGCAAUCGUCCUCACACCGUCUCUUCGUGUUCGCGGAGGAUGACCGUGGCCCUAUCCGAACUAUCUCUUGGUCCGAAGGCGCGGCAGCCAUCGCGCGGGGCUACCAUCUCAUUCGCGAGCGCGUCGCUGGUUUACCGGAGGGUAGCGUCGUUGGUAUCCUGUCGGGCUCAGACUCAAUCCCUUAUGUCGUCUUUGCCAUGGCUAUGAUGCGCGCGAACUACGUGCCCUUCAUGAUAUCUUCUCGAAACUCGCCCGCUGCCGUCGCGCACCUGCUCAGCAAGGUGCACGUCAAGCACCUUCUCAUUGGACGUGAACAAGCGAUGCACGACCUCGCUCAGGAGGCAUUCACUCUCCUUAAGGAGCAGAGCUCGGACGCUGCGAUUCCUGGAACGUCGUCCAUGCCAGUGUUUGAUGAACUCUUUACGCCUUCGUCUGAGGAUCGCCUUGUCACUGACCUGAGCACUCUGCCUUACGAGUCAAGAGGCAUGGACGCACCAGCUAUGAUUCUGCAUUCAUCAGGCUCGACAGCCUUCCCAAAGGCUGUCCAGUUCAGCCACAGGCGAUUGCUGCAGAUCGCCAGGGCGCCUUGCUACGGCCAGCGCGACCUGACGGACAAGGUCUACUCGUUGCACACAGUUCCCAUGUUCCAUGCGUUGGGAAUCAUCCACACUAUGCUCGCGAUGUCCAGCGGAAUCGUGUUCAGCGUAUUCGCUCCGCGGUCUCCCCCUGUCAUCCCAACAACUGACAUGGCAAUACAAGCUGCUAUUGCUGCGAAUAGUGACAUCCUCGUCGCAGUGCCUGCCAUGAUUGAGGCAUGGACACAUAAUCAGGAUUAUGUGAACUGGCUCAAGACGCGGACUGGUAUAGUCUACAGUGGCGGACCACUGAACAAGGAGGCUGGCGACUUCAUGGUCUCUCAAGGGGUUACCAUCUUCGUCCUCUAUGGCUCAACCGAGUCCGGUGCGAUCAGCGUCGUUUUGCCAGCUGGGACCCCGAAGGAAUGGGAGUACUUCGAGAUUGCUCCGCACGUUGGUCACAAGAUGCAGCACUUUGCAAAUGACGAGUAUGAGUUUGUCCACGUCGCGAACGAAUCGAUGGUACCAAAUGUCAUCAAUACCAAGGUCGAUGGAGUGGACGCCUACGCUACCUCGGAUCUCCUCGUCCCCCACCCCACAAAGAAGGGUUUCUGGAAAAUCUUUGGACGGACAGACGACCAGAUCAUGCACAGUACUGGCGAGAAGACGAACCCUGGACCUCUUGGCAACCAAGACCCAUACGUCAUGUCCGGUGUCAUGUUCGGUCGUGGACGCUUCCAAGCUGGGAUCAUUGUCGACCCUAAGCCUCAGUACGUUUUCGACCCAGCAGAUGAGGCGAAGCUGGCUGGGUUCAGAAACAAGAUUUGGCCGACGAUCGAGAAGAUGAACGCAUACGCACCACAACACUCGAGAUUGUUCAAGGAGAUGAUCCUGGUGGCUAAGCCCUCAAAGCCCUUCGUUUACACGCCAAAACGCACAGUGCGGAGAGGCGCUGUCAUCAACCUGUACGAAGAGGAGAUCGACGCCCUGUACAAGACCGUAGAAGCAUCCGCGCAAGCCAACAUCCCCUCUCCCUCGCAAUGGGAUGUGUCAGCGUCUACGGACUUUGCCCGUCGCGUCGUCUGGGCUAUCAUGACACACCAGGUGGCGGAUGACGAUGACGUCUUCCAGCAUGGAUGUGACAGUCUUCAAGCAACAUAUAUCCGCAACACCAUCCUGCACGCACUGCGCGAGGACGCGAAGGUCGGGACGCGCGACUUGUCUGGUGCCUUCGUCUACGAACAUCCUACGAUCUCCGCUCUUGGUGCAUUUGUCUCGUCUGUUGCGCUCGGAACGGAGGACACCUCCGCGUCACCGACAGCCCGAGUCGACGCCAUGCAUACCAUGGUGGCGAAGUACACGUCUGACUUCCCCGUGCACAAGACGAUUCUGCUGAAGGCAGCCCAACCUGUGAAGGACGUUGUGCUUGUCACGGGAACAACUGGUGCUUUGGGUAGCCAGCUAUUGGUAAAGCUCGCGAAGAACCCAGAGGUCAAAACGGUGUAUGCACUGAACAGGACGUCGCGAGACCAGGCGUCGCUCCGCGACAGGCAAGCGAAGGUCUUGGUCGAGCGCGGCCUUGACGCAAGUGUGUUGGACACGGACAAGGUUGUUCUUGUGGAGGGUGAUCUCACGCAGCAGCACUUCGGUCUCUCCGAGGACACCUACAAACAGAUGCAUCACCAUGUGACGCACAUCAUCCACAACGCAUGGAAGGUCGACUUCGCCAUCAACCUACCCUCUUUCGAGCCGCAGGUCCAGGGCGUACGCAGCCUCAUCGACUUCGCGCUCACCUCUCGCCUGCCCUCGCCACCCCGACUGCUAUUCACCAGCUCCAUGGCCACCCUCCAAAAUGCACCGGCAGACCAACUCUGCCCGGAAUCGGCUGUCGAUCCCCUUUGGGCCGUCGGAAGCGGGUAUGCCGAGUCCAAGUGGGUGUCAGAGCAGAUCCUUCAAGCGGCCGCAGCGAAGACGAAGGCAGACACGCUCGUCGUGCGAGUGGGUCAGGUCUGCGGAGGACCCGACGGUGUCUGGAACGCCUCGGAGUGGUUCCCAUCCCUCGUGCAGAGCGCGCCCAAGCUUGGCUGCUUCCCAGAUGACGAGAAGGACGUACAAUGGAUUCCGCUCGACAUCGCAACCGACGCGAUCAUCGACUUCCGCAAAGCGUCCACGCCUACCCAUACCGUGCACCUCGCACACCCGCGUCCCGUCCCCUGGCACACCCUCGCCGUCGCCGUCUCCGACGUACUCUCUGUGCCGCUCGUCCCCUUCCCCGCGUGGCUCGCGAAGCUCGAGGAACAGGCCGCGGCUUACAAUGCGCAGAGCGCCGCCGCCCAGGCGGAGACACUGCGUGGGCUGCGCGCGCUGCACCUGCUACCCAUGUUCCGUGGGAUGCUGCAGAAGGAGGGCAAGGAGAAGGGGCGAAUGGCGCUCGGCCUGGCGGACAUGGACGUGAGCCUCGCACGGGCGGCAUCGUCGACGCUCGCGGACCGGGCGGUAAGGCAGCUGGGGGCGGAGGAUGUGAGGCGAUGGGUGGCUUACUGGCGCAAGGUUGGGCUGCUUGGGGCCUAA
Rhodofomes roseus is the source of this 3255-nucleotide messenger RNA. RefSeq lists its product as uncharacterized. Bases 1 to 3255 code for a protein of 1084 amino acids. The record is from RefSeq and is a predicted model, not a curated record. Gene Ontology annotation, molecular function: phosphopantetheine binding. The transcript has 18 exons. NCBI's taxonomy places the organism in Eukaryota, Fungi, Basidiomycota, Agaricomycetes, Polyporales, Fomitopsidaceae.